AGGUUGCAUCACCGCACAGUCUCCCCACCAACUACAAUUUGACAGUUUCUCAGGUGAGGCGUCACGCUACAGGAGCUCUUUCACUUUCUCUUCAGUUUCAGCGCGCAUUUCGCUGUGAGCCUGGGGUUGCUUAACUCAAAAACCAAUUACCAGAAGCCCUCACACCACGGCACCAUGAGCAAAAAGAAAAAGGAGUGGAGAGCGGAGAAAGAGCGCUUACUCAGUCUUGGUCUAGAGGAUAGGCGCAAAGAUUAUCGGGGAAACUAUGUGCCGUUGGACAAGAUUCCCACCUGGGCAAACCAUGACGAUAAUACAGCUACUAAGGAAGAAGAACAAAAGUCUUUCUCCUUGACUGACAAAGUGUCUCUGUACAAAGGUGACAUUACCAUCCUGGAGCUGGAUGCCAUAGUGAAUGCUGAUUCGGUGGAGGUGGUGCAGGCAUGGAGUUCUAUAAUACCUGGAGAAAACGAUCCGUUAUUCCCAUUCACCUCAAUGGCAGCCCCGCAGGCACACAAUCUGGAUGCUGGCAUCUUUGUUUCAUGGCCACUCAGUAGAAAUUUUUUUUUGAGUCCGUCACCUAAGCUGUAAAUGCCAUGUGAUUGAUCACUCUGUACUGGAACCCUUUGCAGCAUAUAUUGAAACAGUUUUUUUUGUUUUGUUUUUAUACUUCUGUAAAAAUCUGGCUACAUUUGAAUAGCAGUCAAUAAGUUAUUUUUGCUCGCAUAAUGUUGUAGUCGCUCGCUGCAGACAUUUCCCAGGAAACCUCACUUAAAGAGUGCAUUGCAGAUAUUCUCUGUAAUCAGGCAUUUGUUGACAAUGAAAGCUUUUUAUGAUUUAUUUUAGGUUACAAUUCACAAAGCGCAUCCUAAUACAUCUUAAUUAAAUUAAAACCUGGUCAAUAUUUUUUACAAUGCUUCCCUUCAAGAGUUGGUCCAAAACUCCAACUUU
Sinocyclocheilus rhinocerous is the source of this 948-nucleotide messenger RNA. RefSeq names its product mono-ADP ribosylhydrolase 2 (gene macrod2). NCBI's taxonomy places the organism in Eukaryota, Metazoa, Chordata, Actinopteri, Cypriniformes, Cyprinidae. Bases 175 to 588 code for a protein of 137 amino acids. The record is from RefSeq and is a predicted model, not a curated record. The transcript has 4 exons.